AUGAGAUCAAAACCCAAAUGCAAGUCCAAAUCCAACUCAAAUUCCAAAUCUAAAUCCAAAUCCAAAUCCAACUCUAAUUCGAAAUCCUUGGCAUUAUCGGUGUUUGUAGAAAAUGUGGUUAGUGAGGAGGAAGCAGUGCCAUUGAGCUCCUACGACCCAGAGCUCGUAGCGGCUGAGAAAUGCAGCCAACCCAAAACGCAGCAGCAGCAGCCCAAGUGCCUGAGGAGGUCGCCGAGACUUUCUCCGCUGCCCGAUUUGCCUCCUGAGACGGAGUUCAAGAGUAUUUUGGGAAAUGUCGCUUCCAGAAAGUUCGAGAACAAGUGUACGACGAGCAUAAGAAGGUCUCCCAGAUUUACGUCACCAGUGGCGGAAGCUGAGAAUAGCAAAACUGGGACUGCAUCGCUUCAGGUGCACGCCAUAGUACCGUGGGCCCGUGGAAAAAAUACCUACUUGUACAGGUACAGGGAGAGCCAAUAA
Molecule: messenger RNA, 477 nt
Organism: Prunus armeniaca (apricot)
Lineage: Eukaryota; Viridiplantae; Streptophyta; Magnoliopsida; Rosales; Rosaceae
Source: the annotation of a GenBank genome assembly